CUGUAACUGUGCUGUUUGGUUGUGGGAGUAACACUGGGGAAAAAAAGAUGGCGGCGGGCUGUGCCUGGUUCCUGGUACUGGGCUCCGUGUUUCUUUGCAAUCUAAUGAAAAUACUCCUGCCUACCAUUUCCACCUUUCUGUCCAAGAUGGUGCAGAAAGAUGCUGAGCAGGAGAGUGAGAUGAGGACUGAAAUCCAGCAGAUGAAGAAGGAGCAAUCGUCCAUCAGUAUGAUGGAUGAGUUUGCAAGAUAUGCCAGGCUUGAGCGCAAAAUUAACAAGACUACAGAUAAGCUUAAAACACAUGUACAGUCGCGAACGGCUCAACAAGCCAAAAUGAAAUGGGUUGUGAACAUUGUCUUUUACAUUCUCCAGGCUGCUCUGAUGGUGUCACUGAUCUGGAAGUACUACUCUGAUCCAGUGACCGUUGUUCCCAGUAAAUGGAUCGCCCCUGUGGAGCGACUGGUGGCUUUUCCAACAGGAGUGGCAGGUGGAGUGGGAAUCACUUGCUGGCUGGUGGUUUGCAAUAAAGUAAUAACGUUGGGUCUGAGUACCAUCAGCUAGAGAAACGCUCCGUUUGGUGAUUGAGACAAGAAAAAAGGCUCUUCUGAGACUGCAGUAUUAAUUUAUUGUUAUACUUUGUUUCUUUCUGUUUUUGUUGCAUCUUUGAUUUCUUAUUUUGACAGAAAUGUGUUUUAAACUGUGAAAUUUUCUUUUUAAUAAAAGAUGAAAAGCAAAUAGUUUUUUUUUUUAUUAUUAUUUCCACCUUUUUCUCAUAAGACCAGUCAGGUAUAUCUGUGCUAAAUUUUUAGUCAAAAUAAAGCAAAACAUUAAUUUUAAAAUUGAAUUCAUUACAACUUAUUUACAGGUUUAUCCACAAAGCCUUGGUUUUUGUGACUCAGCUCCUCUUACCCCGGCGUCCUUGGCCUCUCCAGGACUUUCUUCCAAACAUGUUUUUUCAUUUUCAUUAAGAAACGCAAUAUGAGAAUAAACACAGUUUACAGACACUGA
Molecule: messenger RNA, 1007 nt
Organism: Cyprinodon variegatus (sheepshead minnow)
Lineage: Eukaryota; Metazoa; Chordata; Actinopteri; Cyprinodontiformes; Cyprinodontidae
Gene: get1
Product: tryptophan rich basic protein
Exons: 5
Coding region: 48-560 (170 amino acids)
Biological process (GO): tail-anchored membrane protein insertion into ER membrane
Source: RefSeq, a predicted model, not a curated record